AGCGCAAACUUCGGUUGGCAAAACGAGGCAUUACGUACGUACAUUACCCGAAGGCACGAGGUCUCCCACCCAGGAGAAGGUUCGCCGACAGCCCGUCAGGCGGAAAAGGCCAGCAUCGCUAAUGCGCUUCUACCUGGCACAGAGUCAAUGACGUCAUAGCGGGGUGUGACGCACGGAACUGGAACGUCUUUCAGCUGAGGAAGUUAAGGCUUAAGGCUUUAGAACGUCCAAUGUGUAAAAACAGUUAUACUCGCAUAUCACUUUGCUUGGACUCUACAGAAUGAGUCUGCGUAUACACUCACAUACCGUCUGACUUACGGUUUUCCAUGCAAGAAAUAUGAACUACCUUCAGGAAGGUUUAGCAUUCAGUUCUGAAACGAGACAAUUUUGAAAGUUUUUUCUUCGGAAUAUGUGAAACAACUUUAUUGCUUAUCGUCUAUAUGAAAUAGAUAAAUAAUAUUUAAUCUCAAAACGAGGCUUCUUCGUAUAAUACUAUAAAGCGCUUUGAUUUAUUUUACUGUGCAGUAAUUUCAAUUAAUAAAGAUUUAUUGGAACCAAUAAAGAAAUAUAAUUAUCGGCAACAUUAUUUAGAAGUCAUUCAGAUCAGUGAACUAUUUCUUACAGUGAAAAGGUACCCUUGAUAAGAGCAUUAAAUCAGUCAGUAUGAGUAGGCGAUUCGUAAUCUAGCAUCCAGUGAAAAGUGAGGUACUUUUGGGUUGCAGAAGUGGGAGGAGGGGUGUCCAAUACCCCUCCCAGAGGAUCACAAACGUAAUGUCUGGAUUGCCUAAACAUCUCCGGACUUCCUCGAAGUUAGUCAGUUGUUAGGUGGUGGCUAGGAAGGCGCCCUGCCUGUUUAAACGGUUUUAUUUGCGCCGCGUGCAGUUAGCGCGGGAAGAGUUUUUAUGUUUUUAAAAAAUGAAGCGCUAUCAAAUUGAUUCAAUCGUGAGAUGUUCGGUCCUCUCGCUCCUGCUCACCGGCUUGCUCAUCCAGGCGACUCCGCAAAGCUAUGAUUUGUUCCAGGGAUCCGCGUACGCCGGAGGUCAGAGGCACCGGAAUAAGAAUUGGUGCGCGCGUGUUGUGUACAAGAACGUGACCUGCUCGGUCCUGGGAAGCGCGGAGAGCUAUCUGGAGCCGGACCUCGCGCCCUGUCCACCGCAUGAGCCGGACUGCGCGCAACGCAUGACGUACCGGACCCAGUUCCGCCCCACGUACAGGAUCGCGUAUAAGACGGUCACUCAGCUGGAGUGGAGGUGCUGCCCCGGGUUCCAGGGACCAGACUGUGCCGAGCCAAAAGCCACCACGACCGGGCAGACAUGGCACAGGCCACGCCCCCACCCCCAGCCUCAGCCAAUCCCGGGACAGGUCCACCACAGACUGAGGCCCAGCGUGAGAGAGACUGCGCCCCUGGAGUGGGGGCAGGGAGGGGACAGGAUGCAGAGGCUAGAGGGGGAGAUGGACCGGCUGUCCCAGACGGUGCGGGACCUGCAGGCGGCCAUUACAGGCAUGAACGAGAACCUGCGGCUGGACCUCCAGGAGGACACCAGCAGGACGCUGCUGACGCUGCUCAACACCCUGCACCUGCCCGUCAGCGACCUCACCGCCGGGCCCACAGAGAGCGUGCAGCUGGUCAGCCACGCCCACCCGCCACAGGGACACGCCCACCCGCCACAGGGCCACGCCCCUUCAUCUGACAGCCACGCCCACCCGUCGCAGGGACACGCCCCUUCUCAAGGCCACACCCCAUUGUCAAAUGACCGCGCCUCAUCGUCAGGUGGACACGCCUCUUCCUCUCAGGGCCCCGCCCCUUCCUCUGUGGACCCCUUGCAUUCCUACAUUGAGAGCCGGUUCCAGGACCUGAGGGCAGAGCUUGUGGGGAGCAUGGAGGCCAAGAUGGAGGCCAAGAUGGCGGCGCUGGCGGAGUCGUGCGACGUGGGGCUGCGGUCGCUGCGGGAGGAGUGCGAGCAGCAGGGCGUGGGCUUCCAGAGCCUGGCCCAGCAGCUGGACCGCAAGGAGGCGGGGCUUAGGGACGAGAUCCGCGAGCUCCGCCUCCACCUGGAGCCGGCGGACGGGGCGGUGCGGACGCUGCGGGGGGCCGACGACGUGGCCGACCUGCGGCGGGAGGUGGGGCGCCUGGCCGACGCCCACCGCGCCCUCAACGCCCGCGUGGACAACGAGCUGGCGCACGUGUCGGCGCUGAGCAUCGAGGAGGUGUUCGGCCCCCGCCUGGAGGAGCUGGAGGGGCGCAUGAACGUGACCGAGCACAACGCCGAGACGCUCUGCUUCUACGUGGACGAGAAGCUGAGCCGCCGCAUCGCCAACGAGACGGACGUGCUGCGCACGCUGCUGGAGGAGCGGCUGGGCGCCAGCGAGGACCAGUUCACCACCAUGCUGGUGGAGAUCGCCAGCGGCAACGGCUCCUUCCCCGCCGAGGGCGGCGAGGAGGCGCUGCGGGAGGCGCGGUCCCACGGCCGGCAGAUCCAGGGCCUGGAGGAGAAGCUCAACGCCCUGGGGCGGCAGUGCUCGGCGGGGUGCGGUGCGGGCGGCCCGGGCGGGUCCGACGACGUCCUGAGGGAGGUGCGGCUCCUGGGGGGCGAGCUGGACACGGUGCGCGCCGACAUCAACGGGGACGGCGAGAAGCUGCGCGAGCUGGAGAGCCUGGUGCAGCGGCAGCUCCUGAUUGGCCAGCACAACAGCAGGAACCUGGCCGACCAGCAGGCGGGGCUGCUGGCCCUGCGGGGCGACGUCGGGGCGCUGAGGGGCUCCCUGGACAGUUUGGGGGAGUCCCUGACCAAGCAGGCGGAGGAGCUCCAGCACCUCAACUGCACCUGCGGCCAGGCAGGCGGGGCCUGCCCGCCGGGCGAGCGGGAGGCUCCGCCCACCAACGGCAGCCAGGUGGAGGAGCUGAGGGUGCGGCUGGACCGGCUGAGCCAGGAGGUGCGCGCGGAGCUGGCCCGGCGGCGGGCCGACGCCACGGCGCCCGGCGGCGGUAACGCGGGCGUCGUCGGGGGCGACGGCGACGUGUCCGACAGCCUCCACCGCGUGGCUGAGACGCUGAACCGCCACGCCGCCAGCGUCUGGGCCCGGGUCCAGCAGCUGCAGGCCGCCCAGCGCACCCAGGCCCAGGACCUCAGGACCCUGGCCACCUCCCUCCACCACCUGCAGGCGCGGGUCAGCGGGGCCGCCCGGACCAAUCCCGGCUCGGCCGCAGCCUCUCCCGACCAACCGGUUGUCCAUGGAGUAAAGGAACCCUCAGUCCCAGCAGUGGAAACCAGGCCGGCCCCCCCAGCAGCCCCCAGACCAGGGAGCCCCGUCAUCCCUCACAUUCGAAUCCCGCUGAUCAUCCCCCACAGGACCCCCCCGGCGUCCCAUGUGCCCCUCCCUGCCCCCCACCAUCCCUCCAGACCCAUGCAGCCCUCCACCCCCCAACGCCCCGUUGUGGAGACGGGCGAGGCGGGGCCCCCCGGCACCGCCCCCAGGCUGGCGGUCAGGAGGGUGUCCUACACACCGGAAGAGCGGAGCGAGCCCAUGCAGGGGUACGCUGGAGCCCCAGGUUAUCCACCUCUUAGUUCAGCAUCGCUUCGGCCCGACAUCAUUCCAGUUGCCUUUGUUCCUCGGAAGCAAGGCGACAGGCCUCUUGUGAUGCCAGUGUCAGCAGGGGGCAGCGUUGUCUCAGAGCCCUUCUCCUUCUCAGCCGGCCUGACCACUGUGCCUCUGCCCUGGCACAUGGGGGUCAUCCGCUUCGACAAAGUGCUGGUGAACGACGGAGGACAUUACAGCCCCCGAACAGGGAUCUUCACCGUGCCGCAGGACGGUCGUUACCUGGUCAGCGCGGUCCUGCAGGGUGAGCGUGUGGAGGGGGCGCUCUCCGUGUCCGACCGCAGCGUGCAGCGACUGACGAGCGGCGGGUACGCCCGCGAGCCCCGCCCCCGCGAGCCCCGCCCCUGCCCGUGUGGAGGCUCCGCCUCCGUCAGUCUCAUCCUCCAGCUGCACCGCGGCGACCGGGUCGCGGUCGUCAGGACGGCGGGAAGCCUGGCCGUCUCCGAGCCCAAGGAGGUCCUCUCCACCUUCAGCGCCCUCUUCCUGUACUCCGCCCCCGGCAGCAGAUAGCCCCGCCCACUCGCCUGGUCCCACCCACUCGCCUGGCGGCAGAUAGCCCCGCCCACUCGCCCGGCAGCAGAUAGCCCCGCCCACUUGCCUGGCCCCACCCACUCGCCUGGCGGCAGAUAGCCCCGCCCACUCGCCUGGCCCCACCCACUCGCCCAGCAACAGAUAGCCCCGCCCACUCACCUUGCCCCGCCCACUCGCCCAGCAACAGAUAGCCCCGCCCACUCACCUUGCCCCACCCACUCGCCUAGCAACAGAUAGCCCCUGCCCACUCACCUGCCCCGCCCACUCGCCUGGUAACCGCGCUCAAGGGGACACUGCAGUCAAAGCCCAUAGGGGUUUAGGGUUUAACGGUUCUUGAAAAUGAUUCUGAAGGGUUGUUUUUGCUUCUUCCUUUUUUUGGGACAGCAUUUAAUUUAUUUAAGCUCAAAAAAAGGAUGUGUAAGCUAUGGCACCAAGCAGAACUUGCCUUCGAUGAUCUGUUUUGCUCUUUUUUAAAAGCAUCGACUGCGUGAGGUGGCAAUGAAGCUAUUUUUGGGAUAUAGAUAUGAUCAUUAUAUUUCCUCUCAGCAUAUGUCUACUUUUUGAAGAAACAAAACAACUUAUUUUCCAAAUGUAAAAAAGGAAUUUUAUAUUUUUUGAAUGUAAAGACAUGUUGACAUAUUUUUGUGUUUAUGAACCUAUAUAAAUACUGAUAUUUUUAGAUGCUUUUACAGCCAUUCUUGUGUCAAUGAAAUUUAGACUUCAAAAAUCGUCUCCGAGGUCUUUGUCUGUGAAGCCAAAAUCAACUUUUGAAAGAGGUUCAAUUUUGUGUUGAUUAAAUGAUGGAACU
Molecule: messenger RNA, 4936 nt
Organism: Anguilla anguilla (European eel)
Lineage: Eukaryota; Metazoa; Chordata; Actinopteri; Anguilliformes; Anguillidae
Product: EMILIN-2-like
Exons: 10
Coding region: 916-4107 (1063 amino acids)
Molecular function (GO): protein binding
Source: RefSeq, a predicted model, not a curated record